Eucalyptus grandis is the source of this 1118-nucleotide messenger RNA. Its product is annotated as cytochrome b5. Gene Ontology annotation, molecular function: heme binding. The record is from RefSeq and is a predicted model, not a curated record. Gene Ontology annotation, cellular component: membrane; endoplasmic reticulum. The transcript is spliced from 3 exons. NCBI's taxonomy places the organism in Eukaryota, Viridiplantae, Streptophyta, Magnoliopsida, Myrtales, Myrtaceae. Bases 460 to 882 code for a protein of 140 amino acids.
CUCUUGUUGGUUUGCAUUCGAUCCGUCUCUAUGCGAGUUUGACUUAUGUGGGUGCAGAUUGGUGUGAUUAUUUGCUAUGUGAUGGAUUCGAGAUACGUUGUGCAGUGAAAUUGCGUGUUUGAGUUUGUUCGUGUCUCGUGUGGAGUGCCUCGUGGACUUUGACAUUUUCUUUCUCGGCUGCUUUGUCUUAUUUGAGAGGGAGAUGAAGAAUCAUCUGCUUCCGGUGUUCAUGGUCAUUAUGGAGAAAUCGAUUAUAGUAGUUAGAAAUAAGGCUUGCGAGGAGUCUCAUUGAAACCAAAAAAAAGUAUAGGCCUGCCUAUAAAGGACUAGAAAUUCCUUGCUUACGUCUGAAUGAUUUUUUCUUCCCUCGGGGCUACAUACUUAAGAGCAAAUCUCACCCACCGAUCAACUCGUUGACUAGGUGAGACACGAGCCAAAGCUCACGUGGGUUGCCCAAAUAUGAGACUCUUUGCACCUGAUGUUAUAGGAAGCCCGAUUCACGCAAGUGCACGAGAAAGAACAUUAGCCACUAUCGGAUUUAACCAUCAUGGUUUCUGUCAAAGACAGGUGUAUGACGUGACUAAAUUUUUGGAGGACCAUCCUGGUGGUGACGCAGUGUUGCUGUCCGCCACAGGGAAGGAUGCCACUGAUGAUUUCGAGGACGUUGGACAUAGUAGCACCGCUAAAGCAAUGAUGGAUGAGUUCUAUGUCGGUGAGAUUGAUACAUCAACUGUUCUCAACAAGACCAAAUACACUCCUCCUAAGCAGCCUCACUACAACCAGGACAAAACUCCCAAGUUCAUAAAACUUCUUCAGUUUCUAGUCCCUCUCCUAAUCUUGGGUUUGGCUGUUGGCAUCCGUUUCUAUACAAAUUCAACUUAACAUUUGAAAGCUCUUGAAGGAAAUUGUACUUUAAGAAUAAGUGAUACUAAUCAUCAUUCUCUCCUCAAAAUUAUCCUUAAUUUGAUGGUCUUGGUUGUGAUUUUAUGUCCUCGAUUCCCUUCCUGCAAGUUCUUUUCUAAAAGAUCAGCGAUUCUUGCUUUUGAUGUCGAGUAUUGUAUUGCAAUGAAGAAUUAUAUUUUCCUCUAUUUUUGGCUGCUUCAUCGUGUUUUGUCUUA